Messenger RNA from Parasteatoda tepidariorum (common house spider), 1120 nucleotides. RefSeq names its product mitochondrial import inner membrane translocase subunit TIM50-C. Lineage: Eukaryota; Metazoa; Arthropoda; Arachnida; Araneae; Theridiidae. The record is from RefSeq and is a predicted model, not a curated record.
CGAUUUUUCUUGUUUUUAUUCUACAAUUUGUAACAUGGCGGGCCGUCGUACCGUGUGUUUAUUUGGGAUAUUUCGGUCUAAAUUCUGUCAAGCUGCUCUAUUGAAAUCUUCUAAAAGAUUAUUUAGCUUACAAAAUACGGUUUCUAAAAGGUCUUUUAGCUCCCAAAGUAUAGUUUCUAAAAGAUUGCUAAGUUCGCAAAAUGCAUUCAAAAUCCCACCUUCAUCGGUACAUUUUAAUGCUUCCAACAAAGUUUUGUUUUGUACUCACAAGUCUAGUGAUAUAAAAAUAUUAAAUGAUGAAAUAUUAAAAGUUAGCAUGGGGAAGCAGUCAUCUAAUUCUGGUGAAGAGGACACAAAAAAGCCUGAUGAAAAUAAAAAGAAUGAUGCUUUUUCUCGAAAGAUGAUGAAAUUGACUUUUUUAGCUUUCGGAUCAGUGUUUACAACACUGAUUGGAUUCGCUAUUUACGAAUGGGGUGCUCCUCCAACAGAUGAAGAUGGAAACAUUGUAGAAGAUGAAUUUAGUAAUAUGCCAACAUUCAAAGCUUAUUUAUAUAGAACUUAUAAAGAAAUAGUAUAUUACAAUAAACUAAUUAAAGAACCUUCGAGAGAAAAAUUGUUGCCAGAUCCUCUGACUGAACCUUAUUAUCAGCCUCCUUAUACUUUAGUUUUGGAAAUGACUGGUGUUCUUGUGCAUCCUGAUUGGACUUAUCAAACAGGAUGGCGUUUCAAAAAAAGACCAGGCGUCGAUUACUUCCUUCAACAAGCUGGACCACCACUUUUUGAAAUAGUUAUUUACACAAGUGAACAAGGUUUUACAGCAUUUCCAAUAAUUGAUACCUUAGAUCCUAAUGGUUAUAUAAUGUACCGGUUAUUCAGAGAUGCAACCAGGUAUAUGGAGGGGCAUCAUGUUAAGGAUUUGUCCUGCUUGAAUAGGGAGCUGUCUAAAGUAAUUUUCAUAGAUUGGAAUCAUCAGUCAUUCAAGCUCCAACCUAGAAAUGCCCUCAAGCUCAAACGAUGGACAGGAAAUGAUGACGAUAAGACUCUGUAUGAUCUAGCUAAUCUAUUAAGAGGUAAGCUACCUAUAGCAACUCAAAUUACAUCAUAAAUUAGAAAAAUGAAA